CCAGCAGAGGCAGAAGGCGAGCUGGAGGGAGAUCUGUCCGAAACAGACGCCAUCCGUCUGAAGAAAAGGAAGAAGGCAGCCAGGAAACUUCGCGAGGGGAAGAUUCCGAAAAUGCGCAGGCAGCGUAAAGAGAUGCUGGACCUGAGCGGCGAGGGCUCGCCCGACGGGCUGGGCUUCGGGCUGGGCGAGGGAGAGCGCUCGGACAGCGAGGGCAGCGACUACGCGCCGGGCCGGAAAGUCAAGAAGAAACUGAAGGAGAAGAAGGAGAAGAGGAACAAACUGAAGAGGCGGGAGGAGCUGGAGGGCCAGGACGACGACGACGAGGACGACGGCUCGAAGGAGCCCAAGUCGUCUGCUCAACUGCUUGAGGACUGGGGAAUGCAGGACAUCGAUCACGUUUUCUCCGAGGACGAUUACCGUACCCUCACCAACUAUAAGGCCUUCAGCCAGUUUGUCAGGCCGCUGAUUGCCCAGAAGAACCCCAAGAUCGCCGUCUCCAAGAUGAUGAUGGUGCUGGGGGCCAAGUGGCGGGAGUUCAGCACAAACAACCCCUUCAAGGGGCAGUCGGGGGCCUCGGCCGCGGCGGCUGCGGCCGCGGUGGCCGCCGUGGUGGAGAGCAUGGUGGCCUCGUCCGACGCCAUCCUCCCCACCCCUCCCGCCGCCGACGCCCCCCUCCGCAAGGCCAAGACCAAGGAGGGCAAAGGUCCCAACGCCCGGAAGAAGACGAAGAGCCCCAAGACCCUGGGGUCCGAUCUCAAGAAGAGGCCCAAAGGCAAGAAGGUGGCCCCGCUGAAGAUCAAACUCGGGGCCUUCGGGAGCAAGCGGAAGCGAUCGUCGAGCGAGGACAACGACCUGGACGUGGACUCGGACCUGGAUGACGCCAGCAUCAACAGCUUCUCGGUGCCCUCGGACGGCUCGACCGGCCGGGCCAGCCGCUGCCGCAAGAGGGGGCGGGGACUGAAGAACAAGAAGCGAGGGGACGAGGAGGGAGAUGGCUACGAGACGGACCACCAGGACUACUGCGAGGUCUGCCAGCAGGGGGGCGAGAUCAUCCUGUGCGACACCUGCCCCCGGGCCUACCACAUGGUCUGCCUUGACCCCGAGAUGGAGAGGGCCCCCGAGGGCAAGUGGAGCUGCCCCCACUGCGAGAAGGAGGGCGUGCAGUGGGAGGCGAAGGAGGAGAACUCGGAGGCAGAGGGCGAGGGCGAGCUGGAGGAGGAGCGGGAGGCGGGCCCCGAGGACGAGGAGGAGGAGGAUGACCACAUGGAGUUCUGCCGCGUCUGCAAGGACGGCGGGGAGCUGCUCUGCUGCGACGCCUGCCCCUCGUCCUACCAUAUCCACUGCCUGAACCCGCCCCUGCCCGAGAUCCCCAACGGCGAGUGGCUGUGUCCGCGAUGCCUGUGCCCGCAGAUGAAGGGGAAGGUCCAACGCAUCCUCCACUGGAAGUGGGGCGAGCCCCCGCCCCCCACGCCCGUGCCCCGGCCCCUGGACUCGGACCCCGACGCCCCCCCGCCCAAGCCCCUGGAGGGCCGUCCCGAGCGCCAGUUCUUCGCCAAGUGGGUGGGUCUCUCCUACUGGCACUGCUCCUGGGUCAGCGAGCUGCAGCUGGAGCUGUACUGCUCGGUGAUGUUCAGGAACUACCAGCGGAAGACGGACAUGGACGAGCCGCCGUCGGUCGACUACGGCGUGGACGACGACAUCAAGAGCAGUAAGAGGAAGCAGAAGGACCCGCAGUACGCGGACCUGGAGGAUCGCUUCUUCCGCUACGGCAUCAAGCAGGAGUGGAUGAUGAUUCACCGGGUCCUUAACCACAGCAUCGACAAGAAGGGGACCGUCCACUACCUGGUGAAAUGGAGGGACCUGCCCUACGACCAGGCGUCCUGGGAGAGCGAGUACAUGGAGAUCCCCGAGUUCGACAUGUAUAAGCAGUUGUACUGGAACCACAGGGAGCUGAUGAUGGGGGACGAGGGCCGACCGGCCAAGAAGCUGUACAAGAAAUCCAAGAAGGGCUCGCGGGAGAUCCGCCUGGACCGGCCGCCGGAGAUCCCUCUGGUGGACCCGAACUGCAAGUACGACAGCCAGCCCCCCUACAUCGACGAGACGGGGGGCUCCCUCCACCCCUACCAGCUGGAGGGCCUGAACUGGCUGCGGUUCUCCUGGUCGCAGGGGACGGACACCAUCCUGGCCGACGAGAUGGGCCUGGGCAAGACCGUACAAACCAUCGUCUUUCUGUACUCGCUGUACAAGGAGGGACACUCGAAGGGCCCGUUCUUGGUCAGCGCUCCCCUCUCCACCAUCAUCAACUGGGAGCGGGAGUUCGAGCUGUGGGGGCCGGACAUGUACGUGGUCACCUACACCGGGGACAAGGAGAGCAGGGCGGUCAUCCGGGAGAACGAGUUCUCGUUCGAGAACAACGCCAUCCGCGGCGGGAAGAAGGUCUUCAAGAUGAAGAAGGAGGCCCAGAUUAAGUUCCACGUCCUGCUGACGUCCUAUGAGCUGGUGACCAUCGACCAGGCCAUCCUGGGCUCCAUCGAGUGGGCCUGCCUCGUGGUGGACGAGGCCCACCGGCUGAAGAACAACCAGUCCAAGUUUUUCAGGAUACUGAAUGGCUACCCCCUCCAGCACAAGCUGCUCCUGACGGGCACCCCCCUGCAGAACAACCUCGAGGAACUCUUCCACCUCCUCAACUUCCUCACGCCCGAGCGGUUCAAUAACCUGGAGGGGUUCCUGGAGGAGUUUGCGGACAUCGCCAAGGAGGACCAGAUCAAGAAGCUGCACGACAUGCUGGGCCCGCACAUGCUGAGGAGGUUGAAGGCCGACGUCUUCAAGAACAUGCCCUCCAAGACCGAGCUGAUCGUCCGCGUGGAGCUCAGCCCCAUGCAGAAGAAGUACUACAAGUACAUCUUGACGCGUAACUUCGAGGCGCUGAACGCCCGGGGUGGGGGCAACCAGGUCUCCCUCCUCAACGUGAUGAUGGAUCUCAAGAAGUGUUGCAACCACCCGUACCUCUUCCCGGUGGCGGCCAUGGAGGCCCCCAAGAUGCCGAACGGGAUGUUCGACGGGACCAUGCUGGUCAGGGCGUCCGGGAAGCUGCUGCUUCUGCAGAAGAUGCUGAACAAGCUGAAGGCCGCCGGUCACCGCGUCCUCAUCUUCUCCCAGAUGACCAAGAUGUUGGACCUGCUGGAGGAUUUCCUCGAGCACGAGGGCUACAAGUACGAGCGGAUAGACGGGGGCAUCACAGGGAACCUCCGACAGGAAGCCAUCGACCGCUUCAACGCCCCCGGGGCCCAGCAGUUCUGUUUCCUCCUCUCCACGCGGGCGGGCGGCCUGGGCAUUAACCUGGCCACGGCCGACACCGUCAUCAUCUACGACUCCGACUGGAACCCCCACAACGAUAUCCAGGCCUUCAGCCGUGCCCACCGCAUCGGCCAGAACCGCAAGGUGAUGAUCUACCGGUUCGUGACGCGGGCCUCGGUGGAGGAGCGCAUCACCCAGGUGGCCAAGAAGAAGAUGAUGCUGACGCACCUGGUGGUGCGGCCCGGCCUGGGCUCCAAGUCCGGCUCCAUGUCCAAGCAGGAGCUCGACGACAUCCUCAAGUUCGGCACCGAGGAGCUCUUCAAGGACGAGAUGGAGAACGUCAAGAGCGUGGCCGUGGGGGUGCCCGUCAAAGGCGAGAGCAAAGAAGGGGAGGACCUGAACGUUAUCCACUACGACGACGAGGCCAUCGAGCGUCUGCUGGACCGCAACCAGGACGACACGGAGGACACCGACCUGCAGAACAUGAACGAGUACCUCAGCUCCUUCAAGGUGGCGCAGUACAUGGUGCGGGAGGAGGCCGAGGAGGAGGAGCAGCCGCUGGAGCGGGAGAUUAUCAAGCAGGAGGAGAGCGUGGACCCGGAUUACUGGGAGAAGCUGCUGCGACACCAUUACGAGCAGCAGCAGGAGGACCUGGCCCGGCACCUGGGCAAGGGCAAGCGUAUCCGCAAGCAGGUUAACUACAACGACGCCUCGCAGGAGGACCGAGCAGACUGGCAGGACGACCAGUCCGACAACCAGUCGGACUACUCCGUGGCCUCCGAGGAGGGGGACGAAGACUUCGACGAGCGGACCGAAGCCGGCCGGCGACCGAAUCGCAGAGCCCUGCGUAACGACAAGGACAAACCCCUGCCGCCCCUCCUGGCCCGCGUGGGGGGCAACAUCGAGGUCCUGGGCUUUAACGCCCGCCAGCGGAAAGCCUUCCUGAACGCCAUCCUCCGGUACGGGAUGCCCCCACAGGAUGCCUUCACCUCCCAGUGGCUGGUCCGUGACCUGCGGGGCAAGACCGAGAAGGAAUUCAAGGCCUACGUGUCUCUGUUCAUGCGCCACCUCUGCGAGCCGGGCGCAGACGGCUCGGAAACGUUCGCUGACGGCGUGCCCCGCGAGGGCCUCUCCCGCCAGCACGUGCUGACCCGAAUCGGAGUGAUGUCCCUGAUCCGCAAGAAGGUCCAGGAGUUCGACCACAUCAAUGGCCACUGGAGCAUGCCCGAGCUGGCACAGGAGGCCACCGACAGCAAGAAGUCCUCGCGCUCGAGCUCGCCGCUGUCCAAGACGCCUGGGGCCUCCACCCCAGGGGAGACCCAGCCGAACACGCCCUCCCACCCAACAGAAGAGGGGCGUAAAACUCAGGGAUCGGAGGCGGACGGAGAGGAUCAGAAAAAUGGAAAGAUGGACGUUUCACCUCCAGCGGACUCCGGCAAGCCCCCGAAAGCAGAGGAGCCGGCGGAAGAUCGUCCUGACCCCAAGCCCAAACCCCCAGAGUGCACGGACGUUGAGAUGAAAGACUUGGAUGAAGAUAAAACAGAAAAAGUCACAGCUUCAGAGAGUCCGGAGGUCAAAGCAGAGGUGAAGCCGGUGCCGGAGGACGGGGAGGAGAAGGAGAAGGACAAGGACAAGGAGAAGGAGAAGCGGGAACAGCGGGAGGAGACGGUGGCGGAGGGCCACCUGCAGAACGGGGAGGUCGCCCCGCCGAAGGAGAGCGCGGAGGUCGUGACCCGCAAGCCCGAGAAGGUGGAGAAGCAACGGUUCAUGUUUAACAUCGCCGACGGCGGCUUCACCGAGCUCCACUCGCUGUGGCAGAACGAGGAGCGCGCGGCCACCGUCACGGGCAAGACCUUCGAGAUCUGGCACCGGCGACACGACUUCUGGCUGCUGAUGGGGAUCGUCACACACGGGUAUGCGAGGUGGCAGGACAUCCAGAACGACCUGCGGUACGCCAUCCUCAACGAGCCCUUCAAGGGCGAGAUGAACCGGGGCAACUUCCUCGAGAUCAAGAACAAGUUCCUGGCUCGGAGGUUCAAGUUACUGGAACAGGCGCUGGUGAUCGAGGAGCAGUUACGGAGGGCCGCCUACCUGAACAUGUCGGAGGACCCCAGCCACCCCUCCAUGGCCCUCAACACGCGGUUCGCCGAGGUGGAGUGCCUAGCCGAGAGCCACCAGCACCUCUCCAAGGAGUCCCUGGCGGGCAACAAGCCCGCCAACGCGGUCCUGCACAAAGUGCUCAAACAGCUGGAGGAGCUGCUGAGCGAUAUGAAGGCCGAUGUCACCCGGCUGCCCUCCACCAUCUCCCGCAUCCCGCCGGUGGCCGUCCGCCUGCAGAUGUCGGAGCGCAGUAUUCUCAGCCGCCUGGCCACACGUAGCAGCGAGCUACAGACGCCGCAGCUCCCGCAGGUAUGAGAGGACCAACAUUCCAAGACGUCGGCUGUCGACCUGCUGCCAGUCAUUCCAGUGGCCCGGAUCACCCCUCCCGCUGAGGCCCCGUUUCCCCCCCCCCACCCACCCGCGGGGUCCUUCUGGACCGAGAGAGAGAGGUGGGGGGUGGGGCGACAGCGAGACCUGUCGACGGAAGUCCUCCCUCCCCACCCACCCCCUCCCUCCCCUCCCUCCUUCCCUCUCACUUCUCCGUCAUUCCCCCCCCCCCACCACGACGGGCCUCGGCGACGAGCUGGGACGACUGGGCUCUUUGGCAGACAAUUAUUUAACACACUUGACCCCCCACCCCACCCCUCACUCACCCUCCCUCCCCCGUUCCAGCGGACUAUAUGUCCCUUUUCUCUCUCUCUCCCCCACCCUCUCUCUCUCUCUCUCUGUCCCCCCAACCCACCGGCCACCACAAACUCCCCUCCCCCCCCCCCCACCUCCGUCUCCCGGUGAGUGAACACGUGG
Mobula hypostoma (lesser devil ray) is the source of this 6201-nucleotide messenger RNA. RefSeq names its product chromodomain-helicase-DNA-binding protein 4-like. The transcript is spliced from 38 exons. Gene Ontology annotation, cellular component: nucleus; chromatin. Bases 112 to 5712 code for a protein of 1866 amino acids. NCBI's taxonomy places the organism in Eukaryota, Metazoa, Chordata, Chondrichthyes, Myliobatiformes, Myliobatidae. Gene Ontology annotation, molecular function: ATP hydrolysis activity; DNA binding; chromatin binding. The record is from RefSeq and is a predicted model, not a curated record. Gene Ontology annotation, biological process: negative regulation of transcription by RNA polymerase II; chromatin remodeling.